AUGCACUUGAUGUCGUUAUUUACGAUGACGGCUUCGUUUAUCGUGCACAAUCUAUUCUUCUCUUUUUCUGUGGCGGUGCCACCUUUUCGAGACGAUACUCCUCAAAGCGGGACGGCUUUCCCGACUUGCGGCCAGAGCGACGAACGUUGGUCUCCUGACCUGCUGCAGCUUCGACCGCUGCUGUGUUGGACGCUUGGACGUCGAUCGCUGGGUCCUCGACCGCUAGGGCCUCGACAACUGAGACCUCGACUUUUGGAGCAGGUGCUCCAUCUGGAAAAAAUAAUGGUUAAGAGAAAUUCAUAUUCACACAAAGAAGAAGGUCAUCUUCUUCAUGCCCAUUUCCGGUCACAGCCUGGAGUGAGGCCUCCAGUUCCCCAGAGCCAUUCUCAGGAUUCUUGGUUUUUCCUGCAAGCUUACGGUAUUUUUCCAAUAUUCGAAGCCUCUGAAAAAAAAACUAACCUUGAACGUUCUCCAGAACCGACUCUGAAAUCUUCUCCGGCAGAGAGAUCGGCUUCGGAGUCGACGAGCGAACUGAAAACAUCAGAAUCAGAAAAAUACUUGGGAUCUUUUUCAAUAUACCGUAUUUCCACAUCGAAACCGCCAACUUUCAGCUCAAUUAUCUCGAUUCCAAGAAAAGAUAUCAAAACGAUUGAGAGAUCAUGUACUAUCCGGAAGAUACAGAGAAAAGAGGGCGGAGCCAAAUUUGGUCGGCCCCGAGUCACGAGGUUUGGUGAGGAGGGAGAAGUAUGGCUAUAUGUUUCGAGGUCAUCUGAGUUGUUGCUUGAUAUUAUAACAGACACGAGAGAGUAUGGAGUAUUGAGAGAGUUCUGUCUCUCGGAAUGGUCUGGUGAUGAGGAAAGAGGAAGCGUUCUACAAGUUACUGGGAAAAGGCGAGCAGGCGGAAAGAAGAAAAAGAUGAUGAAGAAGUCAGAGGUGGGAGAACGAGAGAUAGAGAUAGAGAGCAUAUCCAAAGUGUCGAAUGGCAUUACCAUAACCAUUGGCCCGGUGCCAAAGGCACCUGGUCUCUGUCGAAAAUUGAGAAAUAGUGAGGAAUGGAUAAUAAGGGGUUUAAAUAUCAGCUUAGCUAAGGCGUCGCCAGUUACUUCUGGCCGGAGAUUGGUCAGAUUCCGGCAAAGAUAUUGUGGGAAAAAGAAGUGA
Caenorhabditis briggsae is the source of this 1158-nucleotide messenger RNA. The transcript has 5 exons. Bases 1 to 1158 code for a protein of 385 amino acids. The record is from RefSeq and is a predicted model, not a curated record. Lineage: Eukaryota; Metazoa; Nematoda; Chromadorea; Rhabditida; Rhabditidae.